UGCACGUCACUCAAACGCUCAAAGUUACAGUAAAGUUGAGGAUCCAGUUUGGAAGAGGAAGUUGUCAUGUAAUUUGUGAAUGCAUUGGAACGGUGAACUGGAAAUCGUCAUAUCUUGGAAAUAUAACUCUUUUUUUAACAGUGUUAACAUAGUUCUUCUUGGAUCAGAAUGGAAGCACGGCACGACAGUUCACCCAUGCAGGCUUUCGAUAAGGACGUUUUGGAAAUUACUGUUGAAGAUGUUUAUGACAUUUCUUACGUGAUCGGCAGAGAUUUAUUAAAAGUCAACACAGGUAGCCGGGAAUUCUCGGAUUUACAGUUCAAAAUCAUCCGUGUGCUGGAGAUGUUUGAGACCAUGGUGAAUAAGUACAACGUGUCGCUGGAGCAGCUGAGGAUGGAGCUGGACAAUAUGAAGCGAGAAAUGGACAGAGCUGUAGCAGAAGAUUCAAGCGGUAAUGUUAACAAUCAGACUGUUGGUCCAAACAAACUAGUUGUGGACUUACAAGACCCAAACCGACCACGAUUCACCAUGCAGGAGUUAAAGGAGGUUCUGCAAGAGAGAAACAAACUUAAAGCCCAGCUGUUGGUGGCCCAAGAGGAACUACAACUCUACAAGAGUGGAGUCCUGGGCUCCGAACAGAAGAUGGUGGAAGUAAACCUGGAGACCCUUCCUCAUUCUGAACCUGCACCCUCCACCAUUAUAGAGGAGCCCAAAGAGAAGAGCACCAUUCAGAAACUGUUCUCAUUUCGACAAAAAUAGUUACCUGAAUUUAGCACAAACUAAACACAUUUGAGACAAGCAACCCUUCCAACAGGGUGAGGACAGAUGCGAAGAAGUGAUCUUUUUAAUCCAGCCAGAAAUGGGAAGUAAAUCCUUCGCCUUGCUCCUACUCAGUGUUUUUAAUUGUGUACAUUUUUAACAAUGAUUGUGACAGUUCUCACUUUGUUCAUCGAGUGUGAAUUCAAACAUGAAUGACAAGAUAUGGCCCAAGAUUUCCCUCUAAACACCUCCCUUAGAUAAUAUACAUUUGCAGACUAUUUGAAACACUUGAUUUUCAUGAAUAUUAUUUAACAUUAAUAUAAUUUGACUACUAGAAUCAAAUUUAUAUAUCAGUCAUUUUAUGAAUAGCACAAGUUUAAAUUUA
Messenger RNA from Carassius carassius (crucian carp), 1144 nucleotides. It is a transcript of the gene rilpl2, whose product is annotated as Rab interacting lysosomal protein-like 2. The transcript is spliced from 4 exons. The coding region runs from base 169 to 759 and encodes 196 amino acids. Lineage: Eukaryota; Metazoa; Chordata; Actinopteri; Cypriniformes; Cyprinidae. The record is from RefSeq and is a predicted model, not a curated record. Gene Ontology annotation, molecular function: protein dimerization activity.